Phaeoacremonium minimum UCRPA7 is the source of this 3825-nucleotide messenger RNA. RefSeq names its product putative 5-oxoprolinase protein. The record is from RefSeq and is a predicted model, not a curated record. Gene Ontology annotation, biological process: glutathione metabolic process. Bases 1 to 3825 code for a protein of 1274 amino acids. Gene Ontology annotation, cellular component: cytosol. NCBI's taxonomy places the organism in Eukaryota, Fungi, Ascomycota, Sordariomycetes, Togniniales, Togniniaceae. Gene Ontology annotation, molecular function: 5-oxoprolinase (ATP-hydrolyzing) activity. The transcript is spliced from 10 exons.
AUGGCGGUGGACCCCCCUGUUCAAGUUCAAGCAAAUAGCGUUAAAUUCGCUAUUGACCGUGGCGGUACAUUCACAGAUGUUUGGGCUUCAGUGCCCGGCCGACCUGAUAUUGUCCUAAAGUUGCUUUCUGUUGAUCCGGGUAAUUACGAUGAUGCUCCUGCCGAAGGCAUCCGCCGUGUGUUGGAGAUGGUCUCGGGCCAGUCCAUACCUCGGGGAUCGCCCAUCCCCAAAGGACUAAUUCACUCUAUCAGGAUGGGUACCACUGUAGCAACUAAUGCCCUAUUGGAGAGAAAAGGAACACGCCAUGCCUUUGUUGUUACCCAAGGCUUUCGGGAUCUUCUUGACAUCGGUUACCAAUCAAGACCAAGGUUGUUUGACUUGGGUAUCAAGAAGCCCGAACUACUAUAUGAUGAGGUUGUUGAGGUGUCCGAGAGACUGACAGUUGAGCAAUUCGACGAAGAUGUAUUCAAGGAUAGCCGGCCGCCACUAAAAGAGGUUCCUGGCCUCUUCGUAAAGGGUAUCACCGGUGAUAUUUUGCGUGUUGUGCGACCGCUAGACGAGACCGAGGUACGGGAGAAGCUUGCUUAUAUCAAAGAGAAAGGCAUAGAAACAAUUGCGGUGUGCCUUGCCCACUCAUAUCUAUAUCCAAAACAUGAGGAGCGAAUUGCCGAAAUAGCUGUCGAGCUCGGUUUCAGUCACGUCUCGAUCUCGUCUAGCGUCGGUGCAAGUAUGAUCAAGAUGAUUUCUCGAGGAAGCUCUGCGUCAGCGGAUGCUUAUCUUACUCCUGAGAUUGUUCGAUAUAUCAACGGAUUUGCCAAAGGAUUCGCUGAUGGAAACCUUGAUGGUAUUUCUUGCGAGUUCAUGCAGAGUGAUGGCGGUCUUGUCAGCCAUAAAACAUUUAGUGGAUUGCGCGGUAUUCUAAGUGGCCCAGCUGGCGGUGUUGUUGGCCAUGCGAAGACUUCUUAUGAUGGCAAAUCACCUAUUGUCGGCUUCGACAUGGGUGGCACAUCAACUGACGUCAGUCGCUACGGAGGAUCACUCGAGCACGUAUUCGAGACAACCACAGCCGGUGUUUCCAUUCAGAACCCCCAACUUGAUAUUAAUACCGUCGCGGCCGGAGGAGGUAGCAUGCUAUUCUGGCGUGAUGGGUUAUUCAAGGUCGGCCCGGAGAGCGCCGGAGCUCAUCCCGGACCUGCUUCAUACCGGAAAGGCGGUCCUUUGACAGUAACAGAUGCCAAUCUUUUCCUUGGCCGUCUUGUGCCAGACUAUUUCCCCGCCAUUUUUGGGCCUGAAGAAAACUUGCCUCUUGACUUUGAAAUUGUUGCCAAGAAGUUUGAAGAGUUGACAGCUCAGAUCAACGCCGAUUCUGGCAGGUCAAUGUCACCAUUGGAAGUUGCCCACGGAUUCAUCGAUGUUGCAAACGAAUCUAUGAGCCGUCCAAUCCGAGCUUUGACUGAGGCUCGUGGCUUCGAGACGGCAGACCAUAACCUUGCCACUUUCGGUGGCGCUGGUGGACAGCACGCUUGCGAAAUUGCAGACAAGCUCGGAAUUCAGCGAGUUGUUAUCCACAAGUACUCCAGUAUUCUAUCUGCGUAUGGCAUGGCCUUAGCUGAAGUUGUUCAAGAGGCUCAGGAGCCGAGCUCUGAAACCCUAACAGAAGAGUCACUGCCUAGACUCACUGAGAAGUUCGACAUAUUGAAGAAGAAAGUAACAGACGGCCUUCUUAUCCAAGGCAUCAAAGAGUCAUCCAUCCAGCACGAACCAUACCUAAAUCUUAGGUAUCAUGGCACGGAUACAAACUUCAUGAUUCUACAACCUGAGGAUGGUGACUGGCUGAUGGAUGAUGUGCGAAUUAGAGGUGUCGGAAAGAGCGCAGAGACUAGUCGUGACAAUGACCAACUCGUUGAAGAGCUGAAAACUCUCGAGUUCAAGCUUACCUUCAAAGGCGAGGAUAAAGUAACUCAGGCAUACUUCUCCAGUGGUGGCCUCCAGCCUACAAAGAUCUACCGCCUAAACACAUUGAGUCCGGGCAUGGCCAUCUCUGGCCCAGCCAUCAUUAUCGACAGCACUCAAACUAUCGUCAUUGUCCCUGAGGCCCAGGCAAAGAUACUGACCUCGCAUGUGGUCAUUGACCUGGUCAACAAGAAGAAUAAGAAGGAGGAGGGCGAGCUUGUCGUAGACCCUAUCAAGUUAAGUAUUUUCGGACACAGAUUCAUGAGCAUCGCGGAGCAAAUGGGACGCACGCUGCAAAAGACGAGUAUCUCCUUGAACAUCAAGGAGCGCUUGGACUUCUCAUGUGCUAUAUUCAGUCCCGAUGGCGAUCUUGUUGCCAAUGCACCGCAUGUUCCAGUCCAUCUUGGAAACAUUACUGUGAUAACUCCGGUAUUUGACGACGACGGCAAAACAAUUUGCUUCUACACUGCAUCUAGAGGCCACCACCUUGACAUUGGCGGCUACAGGGGUAACUCUAUGCCACCUGAUUCUACGGAACUCUGGCAAGAAGGUGCUGCUAUCAAGUCAUUUUUCCUUGUCCGAGAUAAUAAUUUCGACGAAGACGGCAUUGUCGAGCUUCUUCUAGCUCCCGGCAAGUAUCCCGGUUGCAGUGGAUCUCGACGUCUUGGUGACAACCUUUCGGAUCUUAAGGCUCAAGUUGCAGCCAACACUAAAGGCAGCACUCUCAUCAAAUCAUUGAUGGAGGAGUAUGGAAAGAGCGUGGUUCAUUUCUAUAUGUCCCAGAUCCAAUCUAAUGCAGAGGUUGCUGUGAGGAACUACCUCAAGUCUGCUUACAAGAAAUUCGGAUCUAAGCCACUUAAGGCUACCGACUAUCUGGAUAACGGCUCGAGGAUGCAGGUAUCUAUUACCAUCGAUGAAAAUGGCUUUGGAACUUUCGACUUUACUGGCACAUCAUGUGAGAUGUUAUCGAACAUGAACGCACCACCUGCCAUCACAUAUUCUGCACUUAUCUAUGUCAUGCGGCUACUAAUCGGCUCCGACAUCCCUCUCAACCAAGGAUGUUUAGCACCAACUAAAGUGAUCCUGCCCAAAAACACAUUUCUCAAUCCAUCUUCUGGCCCAGCUGUGUGCUGUGGUAAUACUCUCACCUCUCAGCGUCUAGUUGAUCUCCUGCUCAAGGCCUUCCAGGCAGCGUCGGGUUCUCAAGGUUGCAUGAACUGCUUCGGCUUCUUCGGCAAUUGCAUUGAUCCGAACGCAUUAACAACCGAUAGCAGCGAUGACAGUGCUGGUUUUGGCUUUGGUUAUGGCGAAACUAUUUGCGGCGGUGAAGGAGCCGGUCCAACCUGGCAUGGUGCGUCUGGCGUGCAAAUUCAUAUGACAAAUACGCGUACUACAGACAUGGAAAUCAUCGAAAAACGGUAUCCCGUGCUCCUUCGCGAGUUCUCAAUCCGGAAAGGUAGUGGCGGCAGAGGCAAGUUCAACGGCGGCUGCGGAAUUAUCCGAGACUUCGAAUGCCGGGCACCGCUUACCUAUGGAAUCAUCACGGAGCGCCGGGUUCAUCAGCCAUACGGAAUGUUUGGCGGUGAGAACGGCGAAUCCGGCGCAAACCUGUGGGUACAGAAACUAGAUGACGGCAGCGAGCGAUGGAUCAAUAUUGGGUCAAGGGGGCAGGUAAACAUGAAGGCAGGAGAUCGGUGUGUAAUUCAUACGCCUGGUGGCGGCGGCUGGGGUGUCCCAGACGAUGACGGAUCUGAUGACGGCGAGUCAAAUCGUGUAAAUGGAGUUGACGGACCGUGGCAGGGCAAGGUUGAGUAUCCUCGAGCCACCGGCAGUUUCCAUGCUUUUGCUGCUGCACAGCAAGCAUCGUCAUAG